Fulmarus glacialis (Northern fulmar) is the source of this 1736-nucleotide messenger RNA. RefSeq names its product solute carrier family 22 (organic anion transporter), member 7 (gene SLC22A7). The annotation marks the transcript as partial. NCBI's taxonomy places the organism in Eukaryota, Metazoa, Chordata, Aves, Procellariiformes, Procellariidae. Gene Ontology annotation, biological process: transmembrane transport. The record is from RefSeq and is a predicted model, not a curated record. Gene Ontology annotation, molecular function: transmembrane transporter activity. Gene Ontology annotation, cellular component: membrane. The transcript has 10 exons.
AAGGACAGAGACUGCUUUUCAAGCUCAUGUUGCUGCUUCUUGGUACAUAGCUGCUCUGAAUGAGCAAACUCCAUAGAAAAGAUGAAAUUUGAGGAUCUCUUGCUGGAAAUUGGUGGCUUUGGCAGAUUCCAGAUUUUGAUUUUGUUUAUCCUCUGCCUCCCAAGAAUCAACCUUCCCAUGCAUUUCCUGCUGCACAAUUUUCUUGCUGCUACCCCCUCUCAUCACUGUGCAAUUCCACACCAAGAGGCAUUUGUGAACCUCACCAUGGAGGAAGUUCUGCUCAUCAGCAUCCCCCAGGAGCCCGACGGCACUUUCAGGUCCUGUGAGAUGUUCUCGCAGCCUCAGUUUCACCUGCUGCUCAAUUCCUCUCUGCAACCAGAAAACAACUCCAUCCAGCACUGCCAGCACGGAUGGGUCUAUGACCACUCACAGUUCACCUCCACCAUCUCCACUGAGUGGGACCUUGUGUGCGAGCAGCGUGGACUGAACCAGGCAACUGCAACCUUUUUCUUCAUUGGCGUUACGAUGGGGGCCAUGGUAUUCGGAUACCUUUCAGACAGGUUCGGACGAAAAGCCAUGCUCCUGCUGUCGCUUGUGUGCUCUGUCAUAUUUGGGAUGCUGAGCGCUGCUUCCGUCUCCUACAGCAUGCUGGCCAUCACGCGGACCCUCACAGGGGUGGCCCUGAGCGGCGUCUCCCUUAUUGUAUUGCCUUUGGGGAUGGAGUGGGUGGACAUACAGCACCGUACCUUCUCCGGGAUCCUGACUAGCAUCUUCUGGAGCAUCGGGAACAUGCUGCUGGCCAUGGUAGCGUACUUGGUGCGGGAAUGGCACUGGCUAUUAGUAGCCGUAACAGGACCUUGUCUUCUGAGCGUUGUCUGCCUGUGGUGGGUUCCAGAGUCUGCCCGGUGGCUGAUAGCCAAUGGCAAAGUGAAACAAGCUCACAGGCAUGUGCUUAGAUGUGCAAGGAUGAACGGAAGGAAAGACUUCGCUGUCUCACCAGAGGCCCUCAGAAGGAUGGCAACAGAGAAAAAGCCAGGAGGGAGUUACUCCUACAUCAGCCUGUUCAGGACACCAGUCCUGCGGAAGAUCUCUCUGUGUUCUGGGACUGUGUGGUUUGGUGUUGCCUUCUCUUACUAUGGCAUGAGCAUGAACCUAACUGGCUUUGGACUCAACAUGUAUCUCUCCCAGUUUGUCUUUGGUGUCAUUGAGAUUCCAGCCAAGAUAAUCAUGUACGUGGUGGUGAAUCGAGCUGGACGACGGCAGAGUCAGGCGUGGGCACUCAUCCUGACCGGACUAUGCAUAGGAGCUUUUCUUCUGCUAUAUGCAGUACUUGCUAAAGGGGAGGUUUCCAUUCUGUGCACCUUCACUUCCUUGCGCUCUGUAGUAGCCAUUAUGGGCAAAGGUUUCUCAGAAGCUGCAUUCACUACUGUCUUCUUGUACACCUCUGAGCUCUACCCCACCGUACUGAGGCAGAAUGGAAUGGGGUACACCUCCUUCGUGGCACGCCUCGGCGGGGCUUUGGCCCCACUUGUCUUUCUGCUGGAUGAGGUGUGGAGGUCUCUGCCUGAGGUGACAUACUGUGGUGUAGCAGUGUGCUGCGGCUCGGUGGCCUUCCUGCUCCCGGAGACACUCAACGUGCGCCUGCCUGAGGGCAUCGAGGACAUCGAGAAGGCACAAGUGAAAGGGCCACCACAAAUCAGUGCUCCUGAGGGCAUGCCGCUACAGUCUCUGCCAAA